GGAUGUUGACUAGUGAUGCCUGGACGCGGACAGAACACGCUGCUGCAGUAAUGGACGCCUUCGAGUUGUUUCGGAAACUCGGAGCUGGAGCUAAAUUUGACCUGAAGAGGUUUGGUCAAGACGCGGCUCGGUUUAAGGUCGCCAGAUCUCACGUCGGGGAAGCGUCCUCAAAUGCUUUUUCUGCGAUCGAUUACUUUGGCACGGGAGUAACCAGUAGAUCCCAGAGCAGUCCUGUAGAACUCGAUGAUGGUGGUGGUGAUGAUAAUGAGGAGGAAAAUGAAGUUUCUGGUGCAGAAGGCAAAAGGAAGCAAAGGGAUGAAGAGAAAGACUGGAGCACAGAAAAGAAAAGGAUGAAAAGUGACCAGGUGGAAGCUGUCCAAGUCAGAGACUCACUGCUGUUUGCUGUCUUCUGCCUGACUGAAGCUGCUGGCGGACCACUAAAAGACAUGGAGGGAAGCGGCAUCACCUGGACCUCCUCAUUAGAUAGAAAGAUCCAAAACCUGCCGAGCGAUGGGAAGGAGAAAUCCUCGCUGAAAAGGAUGAAGCAUCUUCAUCAGGAAAAGGUCAAUCGCAUUCGCUCUCAACACCGUAUAAACGUGCACGGCUGCGACGUACCUGAUCCUGUGAGCACGUUUGAGGACCUCCAGUCCGAGUAUCGACUCAGCCCACGUGUCCUCCAAAAUCUCAAAGACGCAGGGCUGACCUCCCCCACGCCAGUACAGAUGCAGGCGAUACCGCUCAUGAUGCAUGGUCGGGAGCUCCUGGCUUGCGCUCCCACAGGAUCUGGAAAGACUUUGGCUUUCUGUCUCCCGCUGCUCGCCCAACUGCAGCAGCCGGCCAACCUUGGCUUCAGAGCGGUGGUCAUCUCCCCGACCAGAGAGCUGGCCAACCAGACCUACAGAGAGCUGCUGCGCCUGUCAGAAGGAGUAGGAUUUAGAGUUCACAUCAUAGAAAAGGCCUCUCUGGCAGCCAAAAAGUAUGGACCACAAUCCAACAAGAAAUACGAUAUACUCGUAAGUACUCCAAACAGACUGGUCUUCCUUCUCAAGCAGGAUCCUCCAGCUCUCGACUUCAGCAGUGUGGAGUGGCUUGUUGUCGAUGAGUCCGAUAAGCUGUUUGAGGGCGGUAAGACCGGCUUCAGGGAGCAGCUCGCCGCAGUUUUUCUGGCCUGUUCUGGAUCAAAGGUGCGCAGGGCUUUCUUCAGCGCCACCUGCACGCCAGAUGUGGAGCAGUGGUGCCGCCUAAACCUCGACAACCUGGUGUCUGUCAACAUUGGACACAGAAAUACGGCAGUUGAUUCGGUGGAACAGAAGCUGCUGUUUGUUGGGACGGAGAACGGCAAACUGGUGGCCAUGAGGGACAUCAUCAAAACGGGUUUCCUGCCUCCCAUGCUGGUGUUUGUGCAGUCUAUAGACCGCGCACGGGAGCUUUUCCAUGAGUUGGUGUACGAAGGCAUCAAUGUAGAGGUGAUCCACGCAGACCGAACACAGCAGCAGAGAGACAACGUAGUGAACAGUUUCAGGGCUGGUAAAAUCUGGGUGUUGAUCUGCACGGCUCUGCUCGCCAGAGGAAUGGACUUCAAAGGAGUCAAUCUCGUGCUGAACUACGACUUCCCCACCAGCUCUGUGGAGUACAUCCACCGAAUUGGUCGGACUGGUAGAGCUGGACAUCAGGGGAAGGCCAUCACCUUCUUCACAGAAAAUGACAAGCCACUGCUGCGCAGCAUCGCGAAUGUCAUAAAACAAGCUGGCUGUCCUGUACCCGACUACAUGAUUGGCUUCAAGAAAAUACACAGUAAAGUGAAGCGGCGGCUUGAGAAUAAACCCCCCACAAGAAGCACCAUUUGCACGACUCCUCGCAUCUUAAUGAAGAAAAAAGGCAAAGCACCAAAUACAGGACCAAAGGGAGAGAAGCAGGCAGCGGGUGGAGAGCAGAAAGAGAAAAGGCAAUCUCAAACAGCAGUGCUGCAGCAGAAAGGAGAAAAGAAGACAAAAGGACAGGAGCAGAAGAGAAGAAAUAAAACACAGAAGGAAGGGGGAAGUGAAAAGCACAAGAAGACAACAUCAAAUUCCUCUGGAGCCAAGUUAAAAAGGAGAAAGGGGAAGAAAAAUAAGCCAUAAGAGGACCAGAGAAGAGUGGCACAAGACUGAUACAAAGAAGGACGAGGAUUUUUUGAUUUACAGCUAAUUUUCACAUUUGUGCUUUGUUUUAUCAGAUUAUAAAAUAAACAUUUUAUAUAUG
Molecule: messenger RNA, 2241 nt
Organism: Cyclopterus lumpus (lumpfish)
Lineage: Eukaryota; Metazoa; Chordata; Actinopteri; Perciformes; Cyclopteridae
Gene: ddx52
Product: DEAD (Asp-Glu-Ala-Asp) box polypeptide 52
Exons: 15
Coding region: 3-2120 (705 amino acids)
Biological process (GO): maturation of SSU-rRNA
Cellular component (GO): 90S preribosome
Molecular function (GO): ATP binding; nucleic acid binding; RNA helicase activity
Source: RefSeq, a predicted model, not a curated record